AUGGCCGUCAUGAUGCGCACCCAGGCGCCUGUUGCCUCCCGCGUGUCUGCAUCGCGGGUCGUCGUCGCCGCUCGCCCGGCUCGUCGCUGCGUAGUGAAGCCGGUCUGGACCCCACCGACGCUGAACCCUGACACUCCCAGCCCCAUCUUCGGUGGUAGCACCGGCGGUCUGCUUCGCAAGGCGCAGCAGGAGGAGUUCUACGUCAUUACCUGGGACUCCAAGAAGGAGCAGAUCUUCGAGAUGCCGACUGGCGGUGCUGCUAUCAUGCGCCAGGGCCCCAACCUGCUCAAGUUCGCCAAGAAAGAGCAGUGCCUUGCUCUGACGACCCAGCUGCGCACCAAGUUCAAGCUGACCCCGGCGUUCUACCGCGUCUUCCCUGAUGGCAAGGUGCAGUACCUGCACCCUGCUGACGGUGUGUACCCGGAGAAGGUCAACGCUGGCCGCGUUGGCGUGAACCAGAACUUCCGCCGCAUCGGCCAGAACGUCAACCCCAUCAAGGUCAAGUUCUCUGGCCGCAUGAUGAGCCCGUGCGAGAUCUAAACAUGUACUUUGAUUGCAGCCUGAGAAGAGCUUUUCGUUUUGUAGAGCGGGGUGGUGAUGUUGGUUGCUCAGGCAUCUAGUUUGCGGCUGCUUGCUUAGGUGCCUUCCUGUUCUAGGUAGCGCAUGGUGGAUUAUUUGAGCAAUCACGAAUGAUUUCUUGGCCAUAGGCAUGUCGGCGAAGUGCUUCCUUGCAGUUUUGAUGCUGGCCUGCUGAUUGACAAGGAUUUCGUGAUUAUGGGCACAAGAGCAUCUGACGAUAAGAGCAGACACGACUAAUUCUCGCUAAUAUGGAAUGGCUGACGCCAUUUGCAUGUAACGUGGCCAGUGAGAAG
This is a messenger RNA of Volvox carteri f. nagariensis, 872 nucleotides long. RefSeq lists its product as uncharacterized. Gene Ontology annotation, biological process: photosynthesis. The transcript is spliced from 2 exons. The record is from RefSeq and is a predicted model, not a curated record. Lineage: Eukaryota; Viridiplantae; Chlorophyta; Chlorophyceae; Chlamydomonadales; Volvocaceae. The coding region runs from base 1 to 540 and encodes 179 amino acids. Gene Ontology annotation, cellular component: photosystem I; photosystem I reaction center.